AAGUGGCAUCCAAGUAACUCAGGGAGAAAUCGAGAGUAAACAUUUCAUAGAUUCAUAAGAAUAAUUUUCUGUUCCCGAACAUGAAGCAAAAGAUAGUCGUGAAGGUGCAGCUGAACUGCGAGAAAUGCAGAACCAAGGCCUUGAAGAUUGCUGCAGUUGCCAAAGGUGUGAGCACAGUGUCCAUAGAAGUAGAGAAAGAGCAUGUGGUGGUGAUCGGAGACGGAGUUGAUGCCGUUGACUUGGCUAAAUCAUUGAAGAAGAAGUUUGGCUUUGCCACCAUAAUAAGUGUUGAAGAAGUGGGAAAACCGGAAGAAGUGGAAAAACCGGAAGAACAGCCAGCUGAGCCAAUUCAGUGGUCAUCAAGCUAUAUUAACUAUCCACAGUAUCCAGCUGUGCAGUACUACUAUGAUGGAUUCUACAGAUGGUAAAUUAAGCAUUUCAAAAUUGAUAUGGCGCAGUAGUUUGAAUCGGCUCCCUGCAACAGACCUCAAGAAUCAUGUUGCAUAUGGUGCAACAGUUUUGCCCGUGUUGUAAUUGGAAUAUAAUCGUCUCUAUGAAAAUAUAAAACAAAUAUUGCACCA
Messenger RNA from Malus domestica (apple), 581 nucleotides. Its product is annotated as heavy metal-associated isoprenylated plant protein 47-like. The record is from RefSeq and is a predicted model, not a curated record. Gene Ontology annotation, molecular function: metal ion binding. Lineage: Eukaryota; Viridiplantae; Streptophyta; Magnoliopsida; Rosales; Rosaceae.